CUUUAUGUUCAAUUUUUAUUAGGAAUGUUAAGUCAGCUGCACGUGUAGCUUGGGCAGUAAUGAACUAUACAGAACAUUCACUUUUGGUUGGAGAAAAAGCAACAAAAUUUGCCCAAUCUAUGGGGUUUAAACUUAAAUCAUUGUCAACUCCAGAAUCUAGAAAAAUGCAUGAACAAUGGCUUGUUGAUAAAUGUCAGCCAAAUUUUUGGAAGAAUGUUUUUCCUAACCCUAAAACAACUUGUGGUCCUUACAAACCAAAAUGGAAAUUUUCAAUUAAUUCAAAAAAGGAUCAAUUCCCCACAUUUAACAAAGACAAUCAUGAUACUAUCGGGAUGAUACUAGUUGAUGAAAAUGGAAAUGUGGCUGCUGGAACAUCUUCAAAUGGAGCAAGAAAUAAAAUACCCGGUCGUGUAGGUGAUUCGCCUAUUGUAGGGGCUGGGGCAUAUGUUGAUAAUUAUGUUGGUGGUGCUGCAGCUACUGGAGAUGGGGAUGUAAUGAUGAGAUUUGUGCCUAGGUAAAAAAUAGUAUUUACGGUACAUUCUUGCUGCGGUAUCGCUUAGGCAACUUCCCCACCCAGUGACCAACCAAAUUAGGUUU
This is a messenger RNA of Meloidogyne enterolobii, 597 nucleotides long. NCBI's taxonomy places the organism in Eukaryota, Metazoa, Nematoda, Chromadorea, Rhabditida, Meloidogynidae. The record is from the annotation of a GenBank genome assembly.